AGUGCUCCCGAAUAAUUAAAGUUAAAUUACGUGUUAAACUCACUAAAUCAACAAAAAAACAGUGACUUACAGUAAUACGGAACAGUGCCACGCUUUUACAGUGAUUUUACGUUGAAUCUAUAACAAUCCUCUAGUUAAAUUAGUGACGAAAACUUUGUGACUUUUUUCAACGCGAACCGUUAACUAAACAAACGUGUUUAAAUAACUAUAAAUUGGUAAUUAUCGACCUAAACGCCGACCGACACAAACAAUAACAAAACAGCUGAUUGGUCCUGUCAACUGUCAAAAGUCAGAGGUCAGAACAAGAAAGUAUUGCCAACUUACAAAUAUUAUAACUAGUCCAUAGACAAUUUCGGACUUGGAUUCCUGUCUUUUGGUAUAAGGCUGGUUAUACACACUGUAUUUAUACUUGACUUCAUACUUACAAGUUAUAAAUAAAAAUGGAAGAACAAUUUCAAUUAUUAUUUGAUAAAAUGAACGAAAUGCAAAAUCAAACGGUGGAAUUAACUAACAAAAUCAUGGAUAAAAUUGAUGAAAAAUUAAAACCUGUCCUGGAAGAAAAUAAAAAUUUAAAACUUAAAAUUGAGAACUUGGAAAAAAAAGUGGAGUAUCUGGAGAGAGAAAAGAAAAGCAAUAAUAUUAUAAUUCAUGGGUUACGAGAAGAAGAGAAGUCUACAUUGGAUUUAUUUCAAAGCGUGAAAAAGUGUUUUUUUGACGAACUGCAAAUAACCUUAGAGGAAUUUGAAAUAAAUAAAAUCCAUCGCAUUGGCAACAAUAUUAAUGGUGAGAGACCAAGACCUACGCUUAUUUCCCUAGUAAGCGGGUGGAAAAAGAGUGACAUUAUGAAAAAUAAAAAAAAACUCAAAGAAUUAUAUAUAACCGAAGACUUCUCAAAGGAGACCUUAGAGAAGAGGAAGGCUCUACAACCUAAAUUAAUUGAAGAAAGGAAAAAAGGAAAUUUUGCCUACAUAAAAUAUGAUAAGCUUGUUGUGAAGGAAAAAACAGUUGCGAAAGAUAGGAGGAAGAGAGAAAUAUCUACAUCCCCGCAAACAGAUUUACAUCCAAAAAAGCAACAGACAUUUCACUCCUCUAAGAAUAGCCGAACAAAUGCAUUUGAUCUAAUGAGAGUUCGAUCAAACUCUCUCUCAACCAGCCCUCUAACAAAAAAACAAUAGCAA
Messenger RNA from Bicyclus anynana (squinting bush brown), 1178 nucleotides. RefSeq lists its product as uncharacterized. Lineage: Eukaryota; Metazoa; Arthropoda; Insecta; Lepidoptera; Nymphalidae. The record is from RefSeq and is a predicted model, not a curated record. The coding region runs from base 441 to 1175 and encodes 244 amino acids. The transcript has a single exon.